Messenger RNA from Plasmodium reichenowi, 257 nucleotides. RefSeq names its product SNAP protein (soluble N-ethylmaleimide-sensitive factor attachment protein), putative. Lineage: Eukaryota; Apicomplexa; Aconoidasida; Haemosporida; Plasmodiidae. Gene Ontology annotation, biological process: SNARE complex disassembly; intracellular protein transport. The annotation marks the transcript as partial. Gene Ontology annotation, molecular function: syntaxin binding; soluble NSF attachment protein activity. Gene Ontology annotation, cellular component: vacuolar membrane; SNARE complex. The transcript has 2 exons. The record is from RefSeq and is a predicted model, not a curated record.
AGGCCAUAAAACAUAUUGAAGAAGCCGUAAAUAUGUAUGCAACUAUUGGAAGAUUCUCCAAUUGUGGGAAAUGUGAAAAAAAUAUUGCAGAAAUUUAUGAAGAUUUAUAUGAUUAUGAUAAUGCGUCUAAAUAUUAUAAAAAAGCUGCAUAUUAUUUUGAAAUGGAUGAAUAUUCAAAAUCAAUAUAUACUCAGUGUAUCGUAAAAUAUGCUGAAUUAAAUUCACAAUAUAAUCAUGAAUAUGAGGAUGCCAUAAGU